This is a messenger RNA of Danaus plexippus (monarch butterfly), 3079 nucleotides long. RefSeq names its product GATA-binding factor C-like (gene grn). The record is from RefSeq and is a predicted model, not a curated record. Gene Ontology annotation, molecular function: DNA-binding transcription factor activity, RNA polymerase II-specific; RNA polymerase II cis-regulatory region sequence-specific DNA binding; zinc ion binding. Gene Ontology annotation, biological process: positive regulation of transcription by RNA polymerase II; negative regulation of transcription by RNA polymerase II; cell fate commitment. Lineage: Eukaryota; Metazoa; Arthropoda; Insecta; Lepidoptera; Nymphalidae. The transcript has 8 exons. Bases 440 to 1894 code for a protein of 484 amino acids.
AUAGGACUGGUUUAGUGUCGGGUCGCGUCCCAACGACGCCGCAUCACGUGCGGGCGAGGCUUUGCUGCGCCUGCGCACUAAACACAACCAACAAACAUUCAAACAGUAUUUGUUAUAUUAGUGUUACAUGUAAUAAUAAUAUAAAAAUAAAAAUGGACUCACAGACGGAAUGGAGCGUAUGAUUACAGUGUGUUUUUUUAUUUAUACAAUAUUAUAUGUGAUUGUUAGUGAAAGUGAACGAUAUUUUUGUGAUAAUAACUUUAUCAGGACAAUUCAGAUACGGGUGUGAAUUCGGAGGCCGCGUGAACAGAUCUGUCUAUGAUGACAACGCUGUGAUACGAGGGUCAUCGGGAUACUGAGCUGAUAUAGUAUUUUGGGGCGAUUGACUGGAAAUGCGGAUAGGAGUGCGGACUUAAAGUGCGUGUGUUAAAAGCGAUGCAUGGUUUGUGAGAUCGGGUCAGCGGUCAUGGACAUGAGCGGAGAGGGUGGCGGAGCGGGCGCAAGCGCGGGCGCGUUACAGCAGCGGUGGUACGAUAGCCGCGUGAACGGCAGCCCUGCCGCUGGAGACGUCAGCUCCGAGACCAACGGCGACGGGUUCUUCCACUCGCCGCUGGAGGGCGGCCAUCACAGCCGCGCCCGCUACUACCAUCAACAAAUGCAUGCCCCUUAUUCGUCGGCUGUCGGCUCACAUGGUCGAACGCUAAGCGGGAGUAGCAGUCAGGUCUGCAGGCCGCACUUCCAUACGCCGUUGCAUCCAUGGCUUGAUUCCAAAGCCCUCGGCAGCGGUGCUUGGGGCGGGGGCUUCCAACAGGAUGCGCCCGCCGAUAAGCCCCUGUCCCCUGCACAGCAUCCUCAUCCUCAUCCCCUCUUUUCCUUCCCUCCCACACCCCCAAAAGACUCCACCCCAGAUUCCGUGGCAGCUGCGGCGUUAGGGCAACAAGAUUAUCAAGCAGCUGUAGCGCACGCCACGGCGAUGAGCGUCGCGUUCAUGCAGCAGCAACAGGAGCUUCCUCUAUGCGGAGACGUGAAGCCCAUGAUGGGCGCGCCGCCUUCGAAGCAACGCGAAGGUGCGCAGCCGGACUCGUGUCCCCAGGAGAGUCAGCCCUCUGGGGAAUACAACGCUCAGUACAACGCCGCCGCCGGCGACUACUACAACUAUCAAGGGAAGGGUUAUAGCGGGCAGCAACAGAGUAAGCCCCGGCCUAACAAGACUCGAACUAGCGCCGAGGGUCGUGAGUGCGUGAACUGCGGUGCGACCAGUACUCCUCUGUGGAGAAGAGACGGGACUGGACACUACUUGUGCAACGCCUGUGGACUCUACUACAAGAUGAACGGACAAAAUCGACCCCUCAUCAAGCCCAAGCGAAGACUGGUGAGUUCGCUACAGAGUGCUGCGCGACGCGCUGGAACCUCCUGCGCUAACUGCAAAACCACAACCACGACGUUGUGGAGACGAAACCAAAACGGAGAGCCUGUCUGCAACGCUUGUGGACUAUAUUACAAACUACAUAACGUAAAUCGGCCUUUGACAAUGAAGAAGGAAGGAAUACAGACUCGGAAUCGGAAGCUGAGUAGUAAAAGUAAGAAGAAGAAAGGGGGGAUGGGUAUGGGAGGUGGUGGGGCGUGCGCGCUUGCGCUUGGCGGCGUCAUGGGAGACAUGAUCAAACCACUCGGAGACGCCACUAAGGGCUUCGGUGGUUCCGCCUUCCCCUCGGCUAUGGAUUUCGGCCAGCACCAGGUAGGGCUGGUACACCCAGCGGCGGCGCAUAUGUCCCAUUGGUACGGAGCACCCCACCAGGGCUUCGCCCCACCACCGGCCUCGCAUAACCCCUACCACCACCAUCAUCUCGCGCAACUAAACUCUAUGACUGGCUGGAGGAGUGAGUACACGUGAUAAGUGAACCAACGAGAGUAUAAUUUGAAUGUCGGAGAUGAAUGUGCCGUCCGUCAGGGCGACUAACAUCACAAUAGAUACUGUGAUUUCACCUGUAGUAUAAACAAAAUAGUUCAUAAUCACUUCACGUCACACUAAUUUAUAAGACUGUUUAACAGAAUUGAUGUACACCCUGAAUUGAUGAACAUAUCUGACUCUAUCCCAGUGUUUCUCCAGAUCAGAGACUUUUAUAUUCUUGGAUUUAUUCCCCUCGAGUAUUAUUGGAGCUGCGUCACACUAUGCUACCAGCACGUCUGAACAUUUUUAUUCUAAGAUAUAAAAAAUGUCGUUUAGAAUAUUUUAGAGCGGUAGUCGAGUGUGGCUCGGUACAUUUACAAGUAACUAGAGAAAUUGUACAGUAUUAUAAUAUUAGUUAAGGUCAGUUACUAUGUCCGCUUAGAUGAUUUAUACAAAUAUAUGAGUAGCUACUGUUCGUAAAGGAUUUUUUUUAUUUUGUAAAUAUUUAUUAAGUUAUAUUCCGUUCCUGUAUAGAUUGUUUUUUUUUUUUCUUAUAUUUAAUUUGAACUCUUCAGUUCGCUAUAGGAAUUGUGAUGUGUUCAAAAAGUUAUUCCAUACGUUUCUUUUGUAAAUUCGAUUCGAUGUAGAUUUUAUUAAAAUGCAAUAGUAAUUUAUAUAGUAGUGUUAAUUCAAGCGAGUUGUAAAUAAAUUUACUAUAAAUUAAUUGUCAGCGGAUAUCAACGCGGUAUACAUUAAAAUUGUAUCGGGUCACGAGAUUGGUUAAUGAUUUGAAAUUUUUUCUAAACGUUGAUCGGACAUCAGAUAUCACAUAAAUAUUUUGUAUUUCUAUAACUAUAAAAUUAAGAUAUCGUGUGGCCAUAAAUUUUAACGAGAUCCUUUUUUUGGAGUUGCCAACAGAUAUUAGAGCACAAUGUGCUGAACAAUUGGCAUCUUCAGAAACGUUAUCUCACAAUUCCAGAUUAUGUGUAAAUAUAAAAAAAAAUGUAAAUGACCUUAGGAAAUAUAAAGUAUCAAAAUAAUAUGUAAAUUAGUGAUCACGGCAGAAAAAAAAAACCUGUAACGAUAUCCCGUACCUAAAAUUUUUAGUUUUAAAAACAAAACAUUGUGAAGUUGUGUAUUUUAAAUAAAAUUGCGAAUAAAUUAUCAAUACUAAUUGAUAUUUCGAAA